Messenger RNA from Adineta ricciae, 312 nucleotides. NCBI's taxonomy places the organism in Eukaryota, Metazoa, Rotifera, Eurotatoria, Adinetida, Adinetidae. The record is from the annotation of a GenBank genome assembly.
AUGAACUCGCAUAUUACUAUGCUCGGUACUCAAUGUCAUGGUUUGGCAUUAGAUAAAGAUGGAGCACUUUAUGUUAUUGAUCAGUGGCAUCAUUUCGUCAAACGAUGGAGUCAGAGAGAAAAAGACGACAAGAUAAUUGCGGGUAUAAAUGAUUACGGAACUGGCCUUUACCAACUAAAGACUCCAAUCCUGGCUCUAGUUGACGAGAAUUUUACUCACUAUAUCUCAGAUUCUGUGAACAAUCGGGCGAUGAAAUGUCUAAACGAUGUGAUAGAGCAUACUAGUUUUGAUGGAGUAAAUAAUGGAAGUUGA